Molecule: messenger RNA, 1845 nt
Organism: Heterostelium album PN500
Lineage: Eukaryota; Evosea; Eumycetozoa; Acytosteliales; Acytosteliaceae
Exons: 2
Coding region: 1-1845 (614 amino acids)
Source: RefSeq, a predicted model, not a curated record
AUGUCCAAGAUUGCAGGUCAAUUCCUUUCUUCCUUUAUCGCAUGGAGAGAUGCAAAAAUUUUAGCACAAUUUCCAAAUAUCGCAAAAACUGAUCUAGCCACUCUGACAGUUCCAGGAUUCCUCGCGUUGACCACUUUCAAUCCGACCACUAAGACUGACUUUGUCAAGCAAAAGUCUGAACAGUAUUUCAUUGACAUUUGCAACUACUUCCAGAGUGACCUCGGUUUGGCAGCUCUAGGAUUGACCAGACCAACACUCAAUGCAGAGCUGCUCGAGAUGGUACAGGACACCAAGGUUUCCACCUUCUUCCGUAACUACUCCCGCUGUUUGCUUCUCCAAACUCUCUACAAUCUCGAAGAAGCCGGUAGCUACAAGUCAUCGAUCAGAGGUGGCAGAGUAGAGUUGGAGCUCAAUCAUAUUGGUGGUAGCUCGUGGUUCACCCGUAUCAAUAUGAUGUUGUACUUUAUUGCGUUGAAGGAGUUGGUUCCAGCGUUCAUUCCAUACAUCUACCACUACGCCACAUUCAACGGCAAGGUCAGACCAUACAUGUUGGCUGCACCAAAGGUCACUGAAUGGGUCACCGCUGCCGUCACUUUCCAACUCGCCAACAUCGACAACGACAACGAGUUUGACACGUACAGAUUCGCAGAGUUAAAGACCAAACUCGAUCUUUUACAACCAAAUCUUAUCUUGUCCAACGAUGUCUUGACUACCUACAUCUACACAACGUUGGCAUUCUACGCCACUGGAAAUCUCAUCAACACACCGCUCGUCAGAAGCAUCAUCUCUGCCACCGCUCUCAAGAUUCUCAAGAGAAUCCAAAAGAAUACAACACAUCCACUGCUUCCAUUGAUCGCCAAUCUCAAGACUGCUUUCGGUGGAACCAACGAAUCCGUAGCGGAAAAGCUUUCCAAUCUCAUCUUCAAAGUUGCCUUGGAGAAUCCAGCCAUUCCUAACAUUUUGCCAACCACUGUAGAUAGUCAAGCAACUGCCAACUAUAUCAAUAAGAAUCUUCAGGAACCAGAGUUUGAUAAAUUCAAAGCCGAUGCAAACUUUGUCAAGUUGGCAGGUGGUAUGAUGAAUGCUUGCCACGUCGGUGUCUUGGCAUACGGUCUCCUCAAUCCAAGCUUUUUGGAUUCCUUUGAAAUCGGACUCCUCUAUUGUCCAGAGGAGCCACUCUAUGUCGCGCGAUAUGACGAUGGUUUGGCUGCCAAACGUGUCUACACUGUUAUGGGUGAAUUCCUCUUUGAAAUCACCAAGCAUCGCGCCGUAAGAACAGACGGUCCAAACGAUGUGUUGGAAGCAUUUGACGCACUCGUUCCAAGAAUCCUAUUUGGUGACUCUGCCAAACUUGUAAGAAAAUUGAUUCCAUCGCUAUACACACUCGCCAGAGAUAUCAAUACCUACAUGCUCCUCACCAGAGACAAAAUCAGAAGAUGGGGAUCGUAUGCACUCACCUUUAGCGAGGUUCAAGACGAUAAUAUCACUGGUAUCUGCAAGAUGUACAGCACUACAUCGUACAGCUCCGGAUCCACAACAUUGACAAUUGGUGCUUCGCUCUUUGGUAGAUCUAUGGGUCAUUACCUCAAGGCACCAUUGAUCGCAGUCAUUAAUUCGAUCAACAACGAUUCAGUUGAAACCGAUCCAAUUCAUGACUUUAUUCAAUCAACUGGAGAUCUCAGAAUCGAUUAUGACCAAGAAAAUGCAGAUGUCUCAGGCUGGGAGUCUCAAUUUGAAAGCCUAAGCUUGGAAGCCCAAGCUGGAAUUAAUAUUUUGGCUGCACCUCAACUUUGCUUCAAUGCCGUUAUGUGUUCUUUCUCUACUAGAAUUAAUCAUCUCGAAUGA